Molecule: messenger RNA, 3102 nt
Organism: Musa acuminata AAA Group (dessert banana)
Lineage: Eukaryota; Viridiplantae; Streptophyta; Magnoliopsida; Zingiberales; Musaceae
Exons: 12
Coding region: 848-2482 (544 amino acids)
Biological process (GO): peptidyl-serine phosphorylation; intracellular signal transduction
Molecular function (GO): ATP binding; protein serine/threonine kinase activity
Source: RefSeq, a predicted model, not a curated record
ACUUGACUUCGAAUGUAUCAGAAGCCGCGGUCUCCGCUCCUCCGCCCUCACCCUUCCUAAUUAAUUCUGGGGUUCCCAUUAAACCAUGCCCAUUUCAUCGGCCGAUCUCUCCGGCCGUAAUCCCAGUUCCCCACCACUGAUCUUAGAGGAAUUCCAUUCCCUUCAACCCAUCAGCUCCAAUCCCUGUCUCCUCCCUCUUCCUCCCUCAUCGUUUCCUUCUCUCCACGCGGAAUGUAGGGUGUUCUGAUCCUCUUCUUCGAAUUUUUUUGGAUUGAAGUUCCGGUGCUCCGAGGAAUGUCUGUGUAUUAUGUCCAGUGAAUUGGAGUGGUUGCGGACGAGGCUCUUGUUGGAUCAGGUGUUGUUUCUGGAUUUGUUGGAUCAGGGCUUCUUUGUAGUGCUGGUGUUUUUGGUUUCAUUUGUAGCUUCGAGAUAUUGGUUCGUUGAGGAGUAGUGGAGUAGUAUAUUAUAUCAAAACUAGACUACUGUUUCUUCUGAUGUUGUCAUUGUUGUUAGAAGAUGCUGAGAUUGGAUUGUUUGACAGCUUAAGGUCCCUUUUGAUUGCAGAAUGAUAUCAGCGUGAGGACUUGAAAGGAUUCUUUGGUCUGCCAGUGCUCUAUUCCGUAAGGUUUACUUAUCUAGCAUCUUGUCUAAGAAUAGAAGGAGAAUCGCAUUGCAAUUAGACAAUUUGUAAGUAUUGAGUUUUGUCCAAUAAUGAUGACAUAUGUAAAAGUAUAGCUCUGGUCAUUGCUCUUAGAUGUAGGGUUGAAAGGGACCUUUAUAGAGGUGAAUAGUGAUCUUGGUUUUGUGGCACCAGAGAUAUUCUGAGUUGGUUAUCUUGCCGGCACUGAUGGAUUCGGCCAGAAGUUGGUUUCAGAAGUUUCAGCCAAGAGAGAAGGGUGUGACUAAAAAGAGUGAAAUGGGAUUAUUAGAUGGACUGGAUGAUACUGAAGAAUCACCAUCGGAUGCUACGAGGCAAAGGGUGGCUGCUGCCAAGCAAUACAUAGAAAAUCAUUACAAGGAACAGAUGAAAAAUUUGCAGGAACGCAAGGAACGACGUUAUAAUUUGGAGAGGAAACUAGCAGAUGCUGAUGUUUCUGAAGAAGAUCAGCACAAUAUUUUAAAGUAUUUGGAGCAGAAGGAGACAGAAUACAUGCGCCUUCAAAGGCAUAGAAUGGGGGUUGAUGAUUUUGAAUUACUUACAAUGAUAGGAAAAGGUGCUUUUGGGGAGGUCAGAGUCUGUAGGGAGAAAGGAACUGGUAACGUCUAUGCAAUGAAGAAGCUAAAGAAAUCAGAGAUGCUACGUCGAGGACAGGUUGAGCAUGUUAAAGCUGAAAGGAAUCUUCUAGCCGAGGUUGAUAGCAAUUGUAUAGUGAAGCUAUAUUGUUCCUUCCAAGACGAUGACUACCUGUAUCUUAUCAUGGAAUACCUACCUGGUGGGGAUGUGAUGACGUUGCUUAUGCGGAAGGAUAUUCUGAAUGAGGACGAGGCUAGAUUCUAUAUUGGUGAAUCAGUUUUGGCUAUUGAAUCCAUCCAUAUACACAAUUAUAUUCACAGGGAUAUAAAGCCUGAUAAUCUAUUACUCGACAAAUUUGGUCACCUAAAGCUUUCAGAUUUUGGAUUAUGUAAGCCAUUGCACUGCAGUAAUUUUCCAAAUUUACAAGAAAAAGAUAUUACUAAUGGAAGGAGCUGCAGUGGGUCUUCCCACUUUGAUGAACGGUCAUCUUUACCAAAGCGGACACAGCAAGAACAAUUAGAGCACUGGCAAAGAAACAGGCGGACAUUGGCAUACUCUACUGUUGGUACACCUGAUUAUAUUGCUCCAGAAGUCCUACUGAAGAAAGGUUAUGGAAUGGAAUGUGAUUGGUGGUCACUGGGAGCCAUCAUGUUUGAAAUGCUUAUAGGUUAUCCUCCAUUUUAUUCUGAUGAACCUAUGGCAACAUGCAGGAAGAUAGUUAACUGGCGAACACACCUGAAGUUUCCUGAUGAGGCAAAGCUAUCUGCUGAAGCAAAAGAUCUUAUUAGUAAGCUAUUGUGCAAUGUUGAACAACGGCUUGGUACGAAGGGUGCUGAUGAAAUAAAGGCUCACCCUUGGUUUAACGGCAUUGAAUGGGAUAAUCUUUAUCGAAUGGAGGCUGCAUUUAUACCUGAAGUGAAGGAUGAGUUGGAUACUCAAAACUUUGAGAAGUUUGAAGAGUCUGGUGAUCAAGUUCAGAGUUCAUCUAAAUCAGGCCCUUGGAGAAAGAUGCUUUCAUCCAAGGAUUUGAAUUUCAUGGGCUACACAUAUAAGAACUUUGAAAUAGUUAAUGAUCAUGUAGUGCCUGGAAUAGCUGAAUUGAAGAAGAAGGACAAAUUGAAGAGGCCAAGUAUCAAAUCACUUUUUGAGGCAGAAGACCAGCUUGAUGAAUCCAUUAGAGGGAGCUUUGAAAAUGCUUUACCCAGCCAACUGGAACACUCAAAAAGUCAGGGAUCAUCUUCUCCGUAAAUGUCAUUGAUUAAUAUCAGCAAUCAUGGAAGCUCAUCUUUUACACAAGUCACAUUGAUCUCCAAAUGCAUUGUGAUCGAAAUCUAGCAAUCAAGUGCUUCCAAGCAUCAUAAUUCUCUCAGGUGCAACUGCUGCUUAAUCAGAAAUUGCUGCAUGCAGCAAGUUUUUAGGCUGAAGCAGGAACAAGUGAGAGAGUGAAUUCUACUGCUUCGGAGAGAUUGUUCAUGACUGGUCCAGGCUCUUCGUGAUCUCCUUUUUCUUGUAAAGAAUUGCUUUUGUUAUUUCAUAUAUCAUGUCACUCGAAGCUCACAGGAUUCAAACUUAUAACCCUUCAACUGCAGAUAUUGCUUCUUAACCAUCGAGAUAUCUCAUCAGAGAUUGAUAGUCUGUAUUUGAGUCAGAAAAAAAUUGUACAAAACUAGUUAUGGUAUGCGGAAACUGUUCAUCAAUCAUUGUUCUGACAAAGUGGAUGGUCUUUUUUUUCUUGUUUUUGACAGUAUCACUUGUGGAUUGAUGGAGGUUGCUGCAUGGAUGCUGCAAGUCAUGUCUGUUUGCAGUCUGAAGAAUAAAAUUCUGGGAAUCUGAAACUCCUAGGUAAUUUUAAUCUUGGAGAUGCUAAU